Molecule: messenger RNA, 4386 nt
Organism: Akanthomyces muscarius
Lineage: Eukaryota; Fungi; Ascomycota; Sordariomycetes; Hypocreales; Cordycipitaceae
Exons: 3
Coding region: 1-4386 (1461 amino acids)
Biological process (GO): transmembrane transport
Cellular component (GO): membrane
Molecular function (GO): ABC-type transporter activity; ATP hydrolysis activity; ATP binding
Source: RefSeq, a predicted model, not a curated record
AUGGCCUCAACCAGCUGGGCGGACACGAUGGCGGACGAGACCUUCUGGGGAAGCCUCUUGGGGAGGGUCGUCGCCGCCGCCAAUGCGACCUUUACAUACGAAGAAUUGGUCCUCCAGAUUUCGCCGUUGAGCUUGGUACUGGCGCUAUCGCCCUUUUUCUUGCGACACUACUCCAAAUCGCCGGUGUACUUGCGGCACAUCCCAUUCCCACGCCUCAAACUGUUCGCCACCGGUUCUCUCAUAUGCCUUGAAUUCUCCAACGUUCUUCUCCGCCGCAUGCGACUCGACCCGCAAGCCGAUACCAUGGUCGCCGCAGCACUGAUCGAUCUUGUCGCUGCGCUCACCAUAGGCAUCAUUCUCUAUAUCGAGCAGCGCCACGCAAUUUGCGCAUCCUCUCUUCUUCGACUAUACCUAUUUUUCGGUUGUGUCAUUGACGCUGCCAAAUGCCAUCUUUUUUACAUUGGCGGCGGGCCGUCCUCUGCUUUAGCCAUUGCUGCUUCAGCCGGAUUUUUUCGAUUCCUUCUCCUAAGCCUGGAAAUAUUUACGACAAAGCUGUUUGUGGUUAAUGAAAAUUCGUCGGCGGCAGUCGAUCAAGAGGCUCUUCGACAAGAGAGACGGCGCCGCCGGGCCUACUUUGUGUUCCCAAGCUUUUCUAUUUCCAGACAGCUUCGCAUCUCAAUCGAAAACGGCAAUCUCAUGCCCAUUGCGGACGAGUUUGCGUCCGACCGUUUAUACGACAAGCUCAAGAAAUACUGGCAGCUGGAUGGCGAGGUCGUGGACGAGUUGGAGAAACGGCGACGCAAGGCACAAAUCGAUGGCAAACCACCGCCACAUCUCGAACUCGAGAGCCUGGCAAUGACGUGUUAUUCAGUUUGGGAGACGGAGUUCCGACGCAUGUUGGUGCCGCGGCUCGUCUUCGCCAUGUGCACAUUCAGCCAGCCAUUCAUUUUAAAAGCAGUCAUCGAUGUUGUAGGCCAAGAUCAGGUUUCCAUUUUGCGCAAAGCCUGCCUAAUCGCUGCCACCCUCGUAGCCUUUGUUGGCAUGACUAUCGGCAAGUCGUCAUAUGCGCACAUGAACUAUCUCAUGGUCACACGAUUCCGAGGCAGUAUCAUUACACAAAUCAUCGAAAAAACUCAUCGUAUUUCGUACAAGGACGCGCAUGAGUCUGCCACCGUCUCCUUGAUGAGCACAUCGAUUGACGGCAUUGCCGUUGCGCUGCCCAGAGUCGUGGAGCUCCCAAUUACAUGCUUGGAAACCUACUUUGGCAUAUACGCACUGUCAUCGUUUGUCGGCAAUUCGAGCUUCCUAGUGGUCGUUCCAGUUUUGGUCUCCAACGUCUUUUCGUGGUUUUGGGGCUUUGCAACGGAACCCGCGCUUGCUACAUGCAACGAGAGUGCUGGAGCGCGGGUAGCAAAGACUUCGUCCAUUCUCUAUCAGCUUGGCGCAAUCAAGAUGAUGGGGCUCGGUCCUGCCAUUGUCCAGCUUCUUCAACGCCUUCGAGAAGAAGAGAUCAGCCUAUCAAAGACCUAUCGAGCUCUCGAAACAGUAAGGAUGCCCUUGGUUCAAUUUGCAAACCUCGUGACACCUGUCUGGGUGGUUCACCAGGCACUUUUACGAGAGGAAUAUGCAGAAGCAGUCCCCGCCAAUGUGAUUUUCCCUAUCCUCGCUCUUGUCGCAGCAAUCCAGGGCCCUCUUGGACGACUUCUGGACAUGCACUCUACCAUGACAUCUAUGAGUAGCCGCUUCGAAGGAAUCCAGAAAUUCUUGUGUCUGCCUGAAAGAGACGAAUAUCGCUAUAUCAAGGAUAAACACGCUCCCAAGCAUCGCCGCGUGCCGCCCAGGCACGAGCUGUUUGUCCACCCUGUCGAAAUGGCCGAUGUAGACAUUGCACCUCCUGGAGUGCGGCAGCCCGUCCUCUUCCGCGUCGACUUCUCUCUAGUUCAAGGAUCAAUCACGGCAAUUGUUGGAUCCCCCGGAACGGGAAAAAGCACACUACUGCAGGGCAUGCUCGGGGAGGCUUCUCUCGUGGAAGGGGCGAUUUGUGUCCAAAACGAAGACAUGGCAAUUUGCGGCCAGGUGACCUGGUUGCAAGAUGUUUCGAUCCUGGACAAUAUCAUUGGACCUUUGCCUUAUAACGCCGAUUUCUUCCAAAGGGUCAUCAGCUGCUGCUUGCUUCAGAAUGAUCUGAGUCGUCUCCCCGGCAGAGCCGACUACAUUGUUGGCCCUGGUGGCAGAAACCUGAGUGCCGGCCAGCGCCAGAGAAUUGGAAUUGCAAGGACCGUGUACGCACGCACUGCCGUCAUGCUGUUUGAUGACCCCUUCGGCGCCCUCGAUCGGAAAACGGCCGUGUCCAUCAUCUUUCACCUAUUCGGAGCAAGUGGCCUUUUGCGCGAAAUGGGCAUCACAGUUGCUCUGGUCUCGUAUUUGCGCGAGAGCCUUGACGUCUCUGACAGAGUCCUUCUUCUCGAUGGCCGUGGCUACGCCUCGCUUGAGGACCAGCCCUUUCAGACUCCCGCCUUUGCAACGUCGGUGAAGAAUGUAUUUGGUUCUGUGCCGGAUGGCCCUUCUGAAGAAGUGGAAGAUGCGGAAAAGGAAGCGAUUCGCCGAUCCUUGGAGUUUGAAAGGCAGUCAUCUCGACUUACCAUUGGAGGAGCAGUCACUACUCAACCACCGCCAGUGUGGCUGUCCACACUCUACAUCAAGCCCGUCGGCUACGUUUCAGUCGCACUAUACGCAUUGCUCGUGUUUUGCCUCUCUUUCGGAGAGCACUUUCCCAACAUAUACCUCCGAAGUUGGUUCAAUUCUGGUGUUAACGACAACCGCUUCUUCACAGGGUAUGCUUCUGUGGCCGGUGCUACAUGCUUGCUCGGCACGUUCUCGUACUGGCUACUGUAUGUUAAACUUGCGCCACGCGCAUCGCUCGAGUUGCACAAGAAGCUUGUGAAUACCGUCGCUGGCUCAACGCUCACCUAUCUGGGAGUUGUCAACAUGGGGUCAGUUCUGACCCUGUUUGACCAAGAUGCGGGCAUGCUCUCACGACAGUUGCCGUUUUAUUCCAUGCGAACCGCAUACACUGUGUUUUCCAUCAUCAUCAAGAUUCACAUCAUCUUGUCUGGCGCCGCCUAUUUUGUUGCCAUCCUCCCACUCAUCAUGUUGGUGCUGUAUCGUCUUCAGCGCUUCUAUUUCAAAACUUCCCGUCAGCUACGAAAAUUGGAUGUGGAAGCCAAGACGCCUUUAUUCAAGCGAUUUGAAGAAACGGCUGACGGCAUCCUAUACAUGCGUGCUUUCCGUUGGCUCAAGGCCGACACCAGGAUCAGUUUUGGUCUUCUAAACAUUAGCCAAAGAGCGUUUUACUAUCUGUACUACUUCCAGCAAUGGCUGGUCGUGGUAAUUGGCCUAUUGACCAGCAGUAUUGCCGUUUCUUUCGUCUCCUAUGUGUUGUUCUUUCCCCAAAGCACGACAAAAGCAGCUAUCGGUCUGUCACUCCUAACCCUGUCUCAGUUGAGCUGGACUCUUGAGAGACUCUUUGAGGUUUCCACGCUUCUCGAAACAUCCACAGGUGCGCUUGAAAGACUACGUACUUUUCUGCAAAGAACACCCCAGGAGCCAGAGCGCGAGGUCACAGCCGCACCGCCACUGUGGCCCUCGGCGGGAACUAUUGAGAUUGUCGACGUUACGGCCAAUUAUGAGCCAGAUUCCGACACACCUCCUGCCUUGCAGCGUCUGUCACUUUUCAUUGAGCCUGGCCAGCGGGUCGGCUUGAUUGGCCGUACUGGUAGCGGCAAGACGUCGGUCCUCAAUGCUAUUCUGGGAUUCGUCGAAUACACCGGGACAAUCAAGAUUGACGGAGUCGAUCUAGCCACCCUUUCCAGGGACGAAAUUCGGUCGCGCCUGAUUACAAUAUCGGAAGACCAAGUCCGUCUUGAUGCUUCAAUCCGAGUCAACCUCCUGCCGUUCACCAUGAACAAAGCGGAGAGCAUGGAUCCCGUGCAGCUACAAAUCGAACAAGAAGAGGCUCAGCAGCAAGAUGAGAUACUGGAGGAGAUGCUGAGGCGCUUUGGCAUAUGGCCGCAGCUGCACAGAAAAGACGGCCUGAAUACUUUGCUCGACGACGCAGGCUAUUCGCCAGCCGAGAUGCAGCUUGUCUGCAUCGCCCGAGCGAUACUGCGACAGCGCGAGACGCGCAGCAAGGUUGUGCUGGUGGACGAAGUGACGAGCAGUGUUGACUUUUGGAGGCAGGGCUUCGUGCAGGAUAUAAUGCGGGAGUCGUUUCUUGGCUGCACAAUGCUCGUGGCGGCGCGCCGAGAGGAAUCGAUUCUGGACGUCAGUGUGAUUCUGGAAAUGUCUCAAGGCGUCAUUAUGCAUGCCGCCCGUAGAGACGUCUGA